AUGGCCACAGGCCCUGAACCGUCGGCCAAACAGCCUAAGCGGAUUCUCUUCAUUGACGCCUAUGACUCGUUCACAAAUAAUAUUGUCUCCCUUCUCCGAACACUUCUCGGCGCAGAGAUAUUUCUUAUAAGGAUUGAUCUUUCGGUCAUCGACAGACUGGAUGAAAACGAUACACCUGCAAGAUGGGCAGAGCAAGAAUUUCUCGAUAAUCUCUCACAAUUCGACGCAGUAGUUUGCGGCCCUGGCCCCGGAUCUCCGCUUAACCCAGAGGAUGUCGGGGCUUUCAAUCUGCUCUGGAAUCUCCCUGAGCAUCGUCAGGUGCCCGUUUUGGGUAUAUGUCUUGGUUUCCAGAGCCUUUUGGCUGCGCAUGGCGGAGCUGUGAGGAGGUUGAAGAGGGGCAUUCAUGGUAUGGUGAGAGAGAUUGAGCACCAGGGAGAGGAUAUCUUUCGUGAAGUGCCACCUUUCAAGGCUACUCUAUAUCACAGCCUGUGUGUCGAUAUUGGUCAGUACAACGAUGGGUGGCAGGAGAAGAAUCGCUGGAACCCGACCUCCGAGUUUACACCUCUGGCCUGGGCGACAGAGUUCAGAGACGAUGGUCGACGUGAGCAAAUUCUUCAGGGUGUCCGACAUCUCAGAAAACCGUUCUGGGGUCUUCAAUAUCAUCCGGAAUCCGUGUGCACCGAAAAGAACGCACAUGGUGUAAUCAUCAACUGGUUUCAGGCUGCCAUUCAAUGGAACAAGAACCACGGACGACAUGUACAGGGGCCGUUGCUGGAGAUUCAGACUCUCUCACCACCAAACCAUCUGGAGUCUGCGGCUGCACACAAGGAAAGACUGCCAGGGGACUGGUGGUCAACGUCAUGUGGCGAAACGACGUCCUUGAGGGACUUUGCAAAAACAGCAGAGUAUACACACAACACAAUUCCUCUACCCCAAGGAGUUGGCGUACCAGAGAUUGUCGAAACGCUGGGAUUGGCCGAGGGAGAAUCUGUCAUUCUCGACUCAUCGAGUUCAAAGAACGGAGAUGCGUUGGCUCUAAACAGUAUUGUCGCUCUAGAGGUCGAAGAGGCAUUGCGGGUUGAGUACAAUGUCUUAGAUGACUUUGUGACAAUCCGACUACCAGCAGCUGGCGAUACCGAUAGAAUUGAGACCGUCAGUCUUGAAAAUGGCACAGUCAAGGUUUGGGAAAUCAUUUCGGAUUUUUGGGAGAGACGAAGCAAUCCCUCUGGAUUUGAUCAGUCAACUUCCGCCUUUAAAGGUGGUUUCAUGGGCUUCAUCACUUAUGAGAUGGGUCUGCAUGGCCUUGAGAAGAAGAUGGUACCAGAAAAUAGGGGUCAUGCGAGACCUGACAUCUUCUUGGCAUGGAUUACCAAGAGCAUUGUUUUGGAUCAUCGAGCUGGUGUGGCACACAUCCAAAACCUGAAACCUCAAGGAUCAGACGACAUGUGGCUCGAAAAGAUGACGGAAAGAAUUCAACGAUGCUUCCCCCAAAGACCAUCAAAAGCAAGCAACGGGCAUAGCAACGGCAAUUCUGUUCAGCACAAGCAAGUCAAUAUCACAACACCACAGCCCGACAGAUAUGAAGAGCAGGUUCGAGUGUGCCAGGACUUCAUCGCAGCAGGAGAGUCGUAUGAACUUUGCCUCACGUCACAAACAACUAUGGAAAGGCCUCGUUCUCGCAACGAUGAGAGAAGCCCUUGGCAUAUCUACCAGACACUCAGAAAUCGACAGCCAGCCCCUUUCGGAUCAUUUAUCCGGCUUGGUAGCGCUACAAUGCUCAGCUGCUCCCCUGAGCGUUUCAUGCGCCACGACAGUAACGGGCUUUGCUCCAUGAGACCAAUGAAGGGUACAGUUCGCAAGUCGGAAGCUGUUUCGACGCUGGCGCAGGCUGAGAAGAUUCUGCAUGUGCCCAAGGAAGUGGCCGAGAAUCUCAUGAUCGUUGAUCUCGUACGACACGAUUUGCAUGGCGUCUGUGGUGUUGGCCAUGUUACAGUCCCUGAUUUGAUGAAGGUGGAAGAGUAUGCCACCGUCUUCCAGAUGAUCACGGUCGUUAACGGUCAACUUCCUGGACGUAAUGGCAAUAAGCCCCGUGGCGCUCGCCGAAGUAGCUUUGAUUCACACUGUCCAUACACCGGUCUAGAUGCUCUUGCUGCAGCCCUUCCUCCUGGAAGUAUGACAGGAGCGCCAAAGAAGCGCAGUUGCGAGCUUCUACAGGUUAUUGAGGGUCACCACGAGCGAAGUCUGUACUCUGGUGUCGUUGGAUAUAUGGAUGUCACUGGUGCAGGGGACUGGAGUGUUACAAUUCGGACUAUGUUCCGAUGGGAUGACGAAGAGGUCCCUGCUGAAAAUGGCGAGACUGAGCCCAGGGAAGUUUGGAGGAUCGGAGCUGGAGGUGCGGUAACUAUUCUCAGUACCCCUGAGGGGGAAAGGGACGAGAUGUUUACCAAACUUGCUGGUCCCAUGGGCGUAUUUAGAGACGCGGCUUAA
Messenger RNA from Fusarium venenatum, 2487 nucleotides. Its product is annotated as ADC synthase. Lineage: Eukaryota; Fungi; Ascomycota; Sordariomycetes; Hypocreales; Nectriaceae. Gene Ontology annotation, biological process: 4-aminobenzoate biosynthetic process. The record is from RefSeq and is a predicted model, not a curated record. Gene Ontology annotation, molecular function: aminodeoxychorismate synthase activity. Gene Ontology annotation, cellular component: cytoplasm.